GUGUCUCUCCGGAAGAGCAGCGAGUAAGGCGACAGCGACAUGGCACCUCCAGCCCCCGGCUCGGCCCCUGGCAACUCCGGGGAGGUGGACGAAUUGUUCGACGUGAAGAAUGCCUUCUACAUCGGCAGCUACCAGCAGUGUAUCAACGAGGCGCAGCGGGUGAAGCUGUCUAGCGCAGAGAGGGAAGUGGAGCGGGACGUCUUCCUGUACAGAGCAUACCUUGCACAGAGGAAGUAUGGCGUGGUGCUGGAUGAGAUCAGGCCCUCCUCAGCCCCGGAGCUCCAGGCCGUGCGCAUGUUUGCCGAAUACCUGGCCAAUGAGGCCCGCAGGGACGCUGUCGUGACUGAGCUGGACCGCGAGAUGAGCAGAAGCGUGGAUGUGGCCAACACUACCUUCCUGCUCAUGGCCGCGUCCAUUUACUUCCACGACCAGAACCUGGAUGCAGCCCUUCGCACCCUGCACCAGGGCGACAGCCUGGAGUGCAUGGCCAUGACUGUGCAGACCCUGCUUAAGCUGGACCGCCUGGACCUGGCCCGGAAGGAGCUGAAGAAGAUGCAGGACCAGGAUGAGGAUGCCACGCUCACCCAGCUGGCCACUGCCUGGGUGCACCUGGCCGUGGGUGGUGAGAAGCUGCAGGAUGCUUACUACAUCUUCCAGGAGCUGGCGGACAAGUGCUCGGCCACGCUGCUGCUGCUCACGGGCCAGGCGGCCUGCCACAUGGCGCAGGGCCGCUGGGAAGCAGCAGAGGCGGUGCUGCAAGAGGCGCUGGACAAGGACAGCAGCCACCCCGAGACGCUGGUCAAUCUCCUCGUCCUGUCACAGCACCUGGGCAAGCCCCCAGAGGUGACAAACCGCUACCUGUCACAGCUGAAGGACGCUCACGGGUCUCACCCCUUCAUCCAGGAGUACCAGGUCAAGGAGAACGACUUCGACCGCCUGGUGCUGCAGUACGCGCCCAGUGCCUGAUGGCCACAGGACCCCCGAGCCAGGGCCCCACCACCCUGACUGGGCCCUCCCCACACUCAAUCACUUCUCUGCCAAUAAAUGUGUUGCCUGUUGU
Molecule: messenger RNA, 1060 nt
Organism: Octodon degus (degu)
Lineage: Eukaryota; Metazoa; Chordata; Mammalia; Rodentia; Octodontidae
Gene: Cope
Product: coatomer protein complex subunit epsilon
Exons: 10
Coding region: 40-966 (308 amino acids)
Biological process (GO): intra-Golgi vesicle-mediated transport; endoplasmic reticulum to Golgi vesicle-mediated transport; retrograde vesicle-mediated transport, Golgi to endoplasmic reticulum
Cellular component (GO): COPI vesicle coat
Molecular function (GO): structural molecule activity; protein binding
Source: RefSeq, a predicted model, not a curated record